AUGAAUCUUCUUCCCACCUUCUCUAUGGAGACAUGGGCGCUUUCACUUAUUUUUGUAGCCCUCCUGAUAGUAUAUGGGACCUGGCCAUUUGGUUUGUUCAAGAAGUUGGGUAUUCCCGGGCCAAGGCCUCUGCCUUUCCUUGGGACGUGCCUGGAAUAUCGCAAAGGUUUCUUGAAGUUUGACAAUGAAUGUUUCCAGAAGUAUGGGAAAGUCUGGGGGAUUUACGAUGGCAGGCAGCCUGUGGUGGCUGUCAUGGACCCCCAGAUCAUUAAAUGUGUGCUGGUUAAAGAGUGUUUCUCCACCUUUACCAACCGGAGGCGUUUAGAUAUAGCAGGGGAGAUGAAAAACGCUGUCUCACUAGCCGAAGACGAACAGUGGAAAAGGAUUCGUACUGUGCUCUCUCCAGUCUUCACCAGUGGGAAACUAAAGGAGAUGUUCCCUAUAAUGAAGCACUAUGGGGAAGUUUUGGUGAAAAAUGUUCAAAAGCGAGUGGAAAAGGACAACGCUCUAUCUCUAAAGGACAUCUUUGGAAGCUACAGUAUGGAUGUCGUCACCAGCACUUUGUUUGGCGUGAACAUCGACUCCAUGAACAACCCCAAAGACCCCUUUGUCAAAGAGAUAGAGAAGAUGGCCAAGUAUGACUUGUUUCACCCGAUCUUCCUCUUGACAUAUGUAUGUCCAUUCAUUGUUCCUCUGUUUGUCAAGAUGAAUGAAAGCUUCGGCCACAAUGAGACUCUGGAGUUCUUCAAGAAAUCCAUCUCCAAAAUUAAGCAGGAUCGUGAAAAGGAGACUCACAAGGGCAGAGUAGAUUUUCUGCAGCUGAUGAUUGAAUCCCAGAACUCAACCAAUCACAGGAGCAACGAAGGAAAUCACUCAAAUAAAGCCCUGACCGACUCAGAGAUCCUGUUGCAAGCAUUCAUAUUUAUUUUUGCUGGCUAUGAGACCACCAGAAACACGCUUUGUUUCCUGGCGUAUGAACUGGCCACGCAUCCCGACGUGCAGCAAAAACUGCUGGAGGAAAUCAACACCGUUUUACCCAACAAGGCUCCUCUCACAUAUGAAGCAAUGAUGCAAUUGGAGUAUCUUGACAUGGUAGUGAAUGAAACCCUUCGGCUCUUCCCCCUUGGAGGACGGCUUGAGAGAGCCUGCAAGAAAGACGUAGAAAUAAAUGGAGUGACCAUUCCCAAAGGAAGCAUUGUUAUGAUCCCAUCCUAUAUCCUGCACCACAACCCCGAGUACUGGCCAAACCCAGAAGAGUUCAGACCAGAAAGGUUCAGUAAGGAAAACAAAGAGGCUAUAGACCCGUAUACGUACCUGCCCUUUGGAGCUGGUCCCAGGAACUGCAUCGCGAUGCGGUUUGCUCUCCUGAUUCUGAAAGUUGCCAUCACCAUCCUAUUACAACAUUUCACCUUCCAGACCUGCAAAGAAACUCAGAUCCCUCUCAAGCUGAGUCCACGGGCUAUCUUAAGACCAGAGAAACAGAUUAUUCUGAAGUUAGUCCCCCGGACCAACACCGCACCUGCAGAGGCGUAA
Messenger RNA from Fulmarus glacialis (Northern fulmar), 1533 nucleotides. RefSeq names its product cytochrome P450 3A21-like. Lineage: Eukaryota; Metazoa; Chordata; Aves; Procellariiformes; Procellariidae. The coding region runs from base 1 to 1533 and encodes 510 amino acids. Gene Ontology annotation, biological process: steroid metabolic process; oxidative demethylation. Gene Ontology annotation, molecular function: iron ion binding; heme binding; testosterone 6-beta-hydroxylase activity. The record is from RefSeq and is a predicted model, not a curated record. The transcript has 13 exons.